GAUAGAAAGCAAAUAUAGGGGCGCUGUAGUCAAUUUUACUAAUGGGGCCAUUGUGUAUGUUGAUAACAGUAUAAUAAUCAAUUUCACAUUACAAUUAUUAUUUAUUAAUUUAAUUUGUUUUAUAUGAACAAUUUCAUUUAUUUUAUUAUUUCGAUUUCAAUACGGUCAAUACCUAAGAAUAAUGUUUACUUCGGUUAUUGAGCUAACGGACAUUUUAAGUUUUAUUGGUGACUUUAAGCGACCAUCGAUUGAGGGUACUCAAGUAAUGAAAUGUAACCACAUUGUUGAGUUUGGAUGUGUAGAAAAUAAUAACAAAACAUUAAAAAUCGUUGCUAUGUGUCUUAAAACUAGUGAUCUUAGUGGAAAACCUCAUGAGUUAGAAGUCAUUAAAACUACUAAUAAUGGGAGUGUACAAUUAUCAGCAAAAUGUUCUUGCAAAGCAGGUAGUGGGAAAUACAAACACAUAGUUGGCCUGAUGCUCAAACUUCAAAAAACAUCAAUAGAAGAACUUGAUGAGCGAAGUUGUACAGAUCUUCCUCAACAAUGGGGAAAACUCGGUCAAGCCGCUAGUAAAUAUUUACAUAAACCAGUUCCUGUUCUAGAGUUUUGUCAUGUAUUUCCAACAACAUCAGUAUAUGACAAAUCAUUGCCUAAUGACAUAUCAGAGGAUUUGAAGCAGGAAAUUCGUUCAUACUUUUUACAAAGUUAUUAAUUUUUAAUAUCGUUUUAGUAUCGGCCCAUCCAUAAUUUUUAAUUUAUUUCAGGCAGCACUGAAACUACCAUCAAAACUAUCUUGCUAGUACACAAUAGAUUAUUAUUAUUAUGUUGAACAUAAUCCAAUUAAGGGGGUCGCCGCUGGUUUUUCAAAUUUUCUGAAAUUGUAUAAAAUUCGAAAAUUAUAUUUUAAAUACUACCUUAAUUAUAAUACUUUUCCACUAAUCUACAGCUGAAAAUCAGGUUUUAAACUGACCUAGAAAUUUUUCUCUUCUUUUAAAUAAAAAAAAUUAAGAAAAACUGACCAUUGUACAGCCUGUGAGACAUGUUUUUGUACUAAAAACCCCACAAGCUCCGAAGCCCUUAAAGCUCUAUUAUUAUAAUUUUUUUCUUGCCCCUUGUAGUGUUUCUAAGUUAUGUUUGGUUUAAAUAACUCAAAAAAUACAUAAAUUUAAUUUAGUUAAUAAUAAUAAUAUACAAAAUAUUUUUCUUGUAUGUUUACGAAUUCCCGAAUUCAGCAUUUGCUUUGAAUCAUGCUGG
This is a messenger RNA of Acyrthosiphon pisum (pea aphid), 1254 nucleotides long. RefSeq lists its product as uncharacterized. Lineage: Eukaryota; Metazoa; Arthropoda; Insecta; Hemiptera; Aphididae. The transcript is spliced from 3 exons. The record is from RefSeq and is a predicted model, not a curated record. Bases 182 to 712 code for a protein of 176 amino acids.